UGGGUCUGGGAUUAGCCACAAGAUAAACUUAGGGGACGCAACCUUUAACUCUUCCACCUUACAUUUGCUUGACUCCGCAUUUAAACCUUUGUUGAUCAAGGACUUCAACAUGUAUAGCAACGAGCAUACAGAACAGCGUCGUGUCAGAUCAGUAGUUUCAAGCGUUGGAGGACGCACUGCACAAAGGAGAUCGGGUGCUAUUAACACUAACUCACGCUUGUUCAUGACUGCUGUAAAAGACGCUAGCAGAAGUGCACGUAACGAAGCGAAUGGGGAAAGACCAGACGAAUAUCUGUCAAAAGCCCAACUUGCAAAACGCCCAUAUAGUCCAACAAGCGAUUUUCGAAUAGAUGAUGAUCGCUUUCAAAACAAAACACGGAAAAUUGAAAAUGAUUCUGGUGCUGAGCAGUUCCGCUCUUUUGAAAGUAAUGACUAUAACAUGCAAACAGAAAAUAAGCCAAGAAAUUAUCGGCAUUCUUCUGAGCAAACUCAUGAUCGAGUAAGCCCUCCUCGUAAUAGCGGGGGCAAUCACAUAAAUAGAUAUUCUCCAGAACGGCAGAUAGAUCGAGUAAAUGUUGUUCGUAUGUCUCCAGACCUCCCACCACCAGAUCUUAUGUAUGACACACCGCCAAGAAAUGAGCGAGUCAAUGAGCGGCGUCCUUCAGAACCACAGUAUUUUCCUUCACCUCAAUUUGGCUUUGAGCACCCACGGCCUCUUGCACAACCGCGUAGCGUAUUAGACCGUUUGGGAAAGAAAGGAGGGAUGACUACUGCUUAUAUUAAUCCUGCAUUUUUUCAUAAUCCUCCGGCUCCAAUUCCAGAUAUUGAUAUGAUGUCCCCGCAAAAUACUACGGAUAGCAUUGUUCUUGGGCCUAAAAUAUCGCGUUGUCGUCAUUGGCCUAACUGUGAUUUAGGGCCAGCAUGCAAAUUCCAUCAUCCAACUGAAAUUUGCAGGCAAUUUCCCAAUUGUCCGAAUUCCGAUAGAACAUGCUUAUAUAUUCAUCCAGCUACUGAUGUAUUCGACUCAUAUCCAAGAAAUCCAUUUGGAGCAAAUUCAAUCACACAAACCUCACGACAACAAACAAUGCGGAGAAAUAUAGCGCCUACACAAUCUGCAGGAUUCGUUUCUUCAGAAAAAAACUCGAAUAUACUGAAUGAAAAUCCAACAAAACAAAAUGGCACCACUAACGGGGAACCAACUACGACAGCCGCCCCUGCUAUUUUAUGCAAGUUUGGUGAAGCUUGCGCGAAACCGAUUUGUAUGUUUGCUCAUGCCAGUCCUGCAUCUAUUGGAACUGGAACUGCCCCGUCCGUGCUAAUCGAAACACCAUGCAAAUAUGACACAGAGUGCACAAACCCAAAAUGUAAAUUUGCGCAUUCAAGUCCAGCUGCUGCGAUAGCAACUCAAGAGCCUUGCAGAUACUAUCCCAAUUGUCAGAAUCAAAAUUGCCCGUACCUUCAUACCGAUUAUGGAGACGAAUCAAAAGUUCCAACUCCUUGCUGGAAAGGUGCUGCUUGUACUCGUCCAGAUUGUUAUUUCUUGCACCCGUGGGAUAUGGAUACCUCUAACAUAACAUGCAAAUUCGGCGUGCUAUGCCGAAGACCUGAUUGCAAAUUCCAACAUCCUAAUGGCAAAUCUAAAAGCGAGUUUGGAAGCGUUAUUUCCGAGCAUUCAUUUACUGUUGAUGAAGAUGAUGUAGAAGAUGCUGCUGAGGAAACAGGAACAGUAGAUGAUAAAGAAAACACAUCUGAGAUCAAAGAAGCGAAAGCAACAAAGGAAGAAAAGAAUGAUAAGACCGAGAAUGAAGUGCCGACGCAAAAUGAGCUAGCAGGAGAAAAAGGGACGGAGAAUGGCCAAACAACCAAAAAUAAUGAGGUAGAGAAAAAAGCUGAAACUGAAAAAAAUGGUAGACGCGAUGAUGAGUUUCUGUGGGAAGAUCUAAGUGAUAUUAUUAUCAAUGAUGCUGAUCAUUUGGGUGAUAUUCCAGAUUACAUGAUUGAUCUCUAA
This is a messenger RNA of Ambispora leptoticha, 2008 nucleotides long. The record is from the annotation of a GenBank genome assembly. NCBI's taxonomy places the organism in Eukaryota, Fungi, Glomeromycota, Glomeromycetes, Archaeosporales, Ambisporaceae.